This is a messenger RNA of Anoplopoma fimbria (sablefish), 1419 nucleotides long. RefSeq names its product G protein-coupled receptor 61 (gene gpr61). Gene Ontology annotation, cellular component: plasma membrane; endosome; signaling receptor complex. The coding region runs from base 1 to 1419 and encodes 472 amino acids. The transcript has a single exon. NCBI's taxonomy places the organism in Eukaryota, Metazoa, Chordata, Actinopteri, Perciformes, Anoplopomatidae. The record is from RefSeq and is a predicted model, not a curated record. Gene Ontology annotation, molecular function: G protein-coupled receptor activity. Gene Ontology annotation, biological process: G protein-coupled receptor signaling pathway.
AUGGAGCGUCCUGUCACACCAAGCCCCUCCUGGAACACUUCUCUCUCCGGCCUCCACCUAUCUUCAGCCUCACUGCACCCGAAUAUCUCUAACGUGACCUCGACGGUCGCAAGCCUCCGAGGUGGGGUCGAUCUGAACCAGUCCUUGGCACUGUGUGCUAUGCUCAUCAUUGAUGUGCUAGCAGUGGUCGGGAACUUGGCCGUGAUGAUUGUCAUCACCAAAACACCACAGCUGCGCAAGUUUGUCUUCGUGUUCCACCUGUGUCUGGUGGACCUGCUGGCUGCGCUGGUGUUGAUGCCUCUGGGGAUGCUGUCAGACCGAAUCCUGGUGGACGAGGCGCUGUGUCGGAGCUACCUCUGCCUGAGUGUGUGUCUGGUGAGUGCUGCCAUCCUCACCAUCUGUGCCAUCAACGUGGAGCGCUACUACUACAUUGUCCACCCCAUGCGUCACGAGGUGAAGAUGACGGUGGGGGUGGUGGUGAUGGUUCUGGUGGGAAUCUGGAUUAAAGCCGUUGUCAUGUCAGUGCUGCCUCUCAUGGGAUGGCUGCUCCAGGGAAACCAGGCUGUGGGGACUCCCUCAGUUCUCAUUCAGGGUCAGAGACACUGCUCCCUCCACUGGACGGGAGGCAGGACCACACAGCUGCUUUUCAUGGUCUUCUUUACAUUGAUCUAUUUUUUGUGCCCCGUGCUGAUCAUUCUCGUGGUCUACUGCAACAUGUUCAAGGUGGCGCGAGUUGCAGCCAUGCAACACGGGCCCCUUCCCACCUGGAUGGACACGCAGCGACAACGGUCCGAGUCCAUCAGCAGCCACUCCACCAUGAUGGCAAGCCUCGGUGGGACUGGCGCCCGCACCACCCUUCAGAGGGCCUUCAACGGCGGGAAGGCUGCGGUGGUGCUGGUGGCAGUGGGAGGCCAGUUCCUCUGCUGCUGGCUGCCGUAUUUCUCCUUCCAUCUCUACUCGGCUGUGGUGUCUACCUCUCCCGCCUCACUGGCCCAGCUGGAGGAUGUGGUCACAUGGAUUGGCUAUUUCUGCUUCACCUCCAACCCUUUCUUCUACGGCUGCCUGAACCGGCAGAUUCGCGAGCAGCUGGGCCGCCACCUGGCUUGCAUCUUCAAGCGGGCUGGGCCCAGCGAAGGAGAGCAGCUGCCCAGCCGUGAGGCCUCUAUUGAGGAGAACUUUUUGCAGUUCCUUCAGGGCACUGGAUGCAAUCUGGAGCCCUGCAACUCUCACAGCCGAGCCAGCCCAGAGGAGCCAGAGACUGAGGGCCGUCAGGAAUCAGCUGUUCAGCAGAACACGCCAGCUGACUUCCACAUCCCAGGGCAGAUCCUUGAGGAAACCUCAGAGUUCAUACAGCGGCAACAGCGGAACAAUGAGCUUCAUGUAUCAGAGAACUGCUGCAAAACUGUACCAGAGCUGUAG